UUAGUCAAUGAUUAACAGUGUUUAUACUUCUUAUUAAAAAAAAAGGGUUUAUACUUAUUUCACUGCCUUCCCUUCCUUAUUGGGUUUUUAGAAUUUCUAAAAAUGUUAAUAAACUCAGCAAAAAAGUUUGAAUAUUCAGAACCUACCCCAUGUGCGCCUAUAACCUGUUUGGUGAAUUGCCUGAUAGAAGUAAACCCAAGAAAGAGAGAAGAAAAUUCAAAGCUUUGAUUAUAAUAAUGAACACGGAUAAAUGCAUGGUUUUUAUAAUUGAUCAUUCGUACCCAAUCGGCCAUCACAGCUAAUCAAAAUCAUUGGGGUUUUGAAAAAAAUUCCCAAUCUAUAUAAUAAGAUUAUAAGAACCUCCCUUUGCUUUUUAGAUAAAUUAGUUGGGAACUCAGAGGUGUUUUUUGGGAUCUGGGUUUUCUUUGUUUUAGCUGUUCCAUGCUCGUAGGAGAAUUCUUUGAAGUCCAAGACUAGUUUGGGAUUAGUGACCAUUGGUUUUGUACUUCAAAAUUGAGGUCUUUAUUGGUCUCACUCUCUCUGUCUCAAUGUUCUAUAGCUAAACUCCUUAAAAAGCCUGAACAAGUUUGAGAUUUGUGUUUCUGGGUUUUGUUUAGCUUUGUUACUACUUGUCUGAUUGGUUCAUGGGCCAAUCUGUAGUCUCUGUUGUUUGCGUUUUGUCCCUUCUUGUGGGAACUUGUUUUGCUUCUUCUCAAGUGAGUGAUAGGAUCACUGAGUUGCCAGGGCAGCCAAAGAAUGUGGGGUUCGCUCAGUAUUCAGGUUACGUGACUGUGAAUGAGCAAGCUGGGAGAGCAUUGUUUUACUGGUUGGUUGAGACACCAGCUAGUCGUAAACCUGAGUCAAGGCCACUAGUGCUUUGGCUCAAUGGUGGUCCAGGUUGCUCUUCUGUUGCUUAUGGUGCAGCUGAAGAGAUAGGACCUUUUCACAUUAGGCCUGACGGGAAGACCCUUUACUUAAAUCCCUAUUCUUGGAGCAAUUUGGCAAAUUUACUGUUCCUGGAAUCUCCAGCUGGUGUUGGUUUUUCGUAUUCGAAUACGUCAUCAGAUUUGUACACAGCGGGUGAUCAGAAGACAGCCAAAGAUGCAUAUACAUUUCUUGUCAAUUGGUUCGAAAGGUUUCCACAGUAUAAGCACAGGGAUUUCUACAUUGCUGGAGAAAGUUAUGCAGGUCACUAUGUUCCCCAGUUAUCUCAAAUUGUUUACCAAAGAAACAAGGGAGUCCAGAACCCAAUUAUUAACUUCAAGGGAUUUCUGGUGGGAAACGCUGUUACUGAUGAUUACCAUGAUUAUGUUGGCACCUUUGAGUAUUGGUGGACCCAUGGUUUGAUUUCGGAUUCCACCUAUCGCAUAUUAAGAGUUGCCUGUGAUUUUGGGUCAUCUCAGCAUCCCUCUUUGGAAUGCAUGAAGGCUCUCAGUGUUGCUGAGCUGGAGCAGGGAAAGAUUGAUCCAUAUAGCAUUUACACUCGGCCUUGCAAUAACACUCAAUCAUUGAAGCGCAAGUUAAAGGGUCAUUAUCCAUGGAUGUCCCGAGCAUAUGAUCCCUGCACCGAUAGGUACUCUGAAGUGUACUUCAAUCACCCAGAAGUUCAGAAGGCACUCCAUGCAAAUUUAACUCGGAUUUCUUAUCCAUGGAAAACAUGCAGUGAUAUCGUUGGUAAUUCCUGGGCGGAUUCUCCACUCUCUAUGCUUCCUAUUUACCAAGAACUCAUUGCUGCUGGUCUUAGGAUAUGGGUAUACAGUGGAGACACUGAUGCGGUGGUUCCUGUGACUGCAACUCGUUACUCCAUUGAUGCCCUGAAGCUACCAACUAUUACCAACUGGUACCCAUGGUAUGACAAUGGAAAGGUUGGUGGCUGGAGCCAAGUAUACAAAGGAUUGACAUUUGUCACAGUAACUGGAGCAGGACAUGAGGUUCCACUUCAUCGCCCUUGCCAGGCUUUCAUUCUUUUCAAAUCAUUUUUGGAGAACAAGCCAUUGCCAAGCUAAAGCCAGUUAAUCCUAAUCACUCUGUCUUAACAAGUAAGCACCAAAAAUAUAUAUUACGAUUCUUAUACAGGGGCUAGGUAAAGACAAUAAAGAGAAGCAUUCCUCUCGAGUGCCCCUCCAUUCUUGCCCCCCAAGUGUCUCCAUUCCAUAACUUUAGUUUGCAAGGUUGUGUAUGAAAAGGGAAAAUUGCCGGAAGGGUCUGUUAUACUGAAAUGGAAAAAUUUAGUAUUCAAAAUUUAUACAUGAAAUGUAUUCUUUGUAGGAUUUCAAUAAUUACAACCGUACAUUGCUACUUAAUAAUCAUUGAUCUUGUUCUGUUCAACAA
This is a messenger RNA of Quercus lobata, 2331 nucleotides long. RefSeq names its product serine carboxypeptidase-like 27. The record is from RefSeq and is a predicted model, not a curated record. The transcript has 9 exons. Gene Ontology annotation, molecular function: serine-type carboxypeptidase activity. Gene Ontology annotation, biological process: proteolysis. Gene Ontology annotation, cellular component: vacuole. The coding region runs from base 645 to 2006 and encodes 453 amino acids. NCBI's taxonomy places the organism in Eukaryota, Viridiplantae, Streptophyta, Magnoliopsida, Fagales, Fagaceae.